This is a messenger RNA of Suillus plorans, 1190 nucleotides long. RefSeq lists its product as uncharacterized. The transcript is spliced from 13 exons. NCBI's taxonomy places the organism in Eukaryota, Fungi, Basidiomycota, Agaricomycetes, Boletales, Suillaceae. The coding region runs from base 65 to 1009 and encodes 314 amino acids. The record is from RefSeq and is a predicted model, not a curated record.
CACGAAUGCGAUCGCUAUACGUUCACUAAGAUCCCCUACUCGCUCACACCCAUCCUCUUACAGUAUGACUGUAGUCUCGAAUGAUCCCAGUUGGUGGCCAUUCAUCAACGCGAGUCUUAUCUCCAGCUAUUUUGCAGUUGCUGCCUGUGCUGCGGUAAUAUACGAUUGGGUACUUGCGUUCGGACAAGAGGUGGAACUAAUCUGGAGGCAACGGUGGUCCAUGAUGACCGUUUUGUAUCUCAUCGCACGAUAUCUUGGAAUAGGAUUUGUUGUGAUCAGGAUGUUUCUCAGUGUUCCGACAAUUUUACUGACAGAUGCAGUAAGCCUUAUCAUGACCGACGCUCUUGCUUGGGCGUCCGACGUUGUAAAUGUAAUACUGGGCGUCAUCAUGAUCGCUCGAUUGCAUGCUAUGUAUCAGCGAUCCAGAAAGGUGCUGAUAUCCCUCAUUGUCAUCUUUCUGGCCAUCAGAAUCGCCGACGUGGUCAUGGUCGCAAUAACGAUGCCACAGGCUUCAGGAGAGGAACUCGUUCUCUCCGGCACCUACCAUUGCACCGUAGACUAUGCGGGAGAUUCCCUAUUUCUGAGUUCCUUGACUUGGAUAUUUGUCGCUAUAUGGGAGGUCCUUGCACUGUGUCUCGCAGUCUGGAUUGCUAUAAAGCACUUCCGUGAACUGCGAAGACACUCAACAAGAGGUAUCAUCGGGGACUGUUUCACGGUGUUAAUGAAAACUCAUGUGAUUUACUUUGCGAGUUUUUUUGCUUUUGCUUGCUUCAAUAUCGGGUUAUUCUUUCCAACAGUCUCAGCAGACAUAUUUCUCCUGGACGUUCAGAUUUAUUAUGGUUUCACUCUAAUUUUUGAGAUGGUGCAGCUGUCUGUGCUGGGACCACGCCUCAUCCUCAGCGUUCGAGAAUAUCAUGCAAAACUCGUGGCCGACUCGGAUACAGCAAGCGCUAUGACUUCAAUUGCUUUUCAGGAGCGCGUCCAUGUGGAAACUGGCAGUAGCGUUUAGUGCAUGACAUUCUCGAUCUGAUUGUUUUGCGAUCAUGAUGGGCGGGUAGUCUGUAGAGGUGUUUAUUUUGUUCAUUCCAAGUCUCGUCGUCGUGCUUGCUUAAGUUAUUUGAUGUUACAAAUUACAAGCAACUCUAUUAUUCAUUCAAUAUUGAUCAAACAAUCAAGCACGAAUGUGAUCG